This is a messenger RNA of Hemicordylus capensis (graceful crag lizard), 6380 nucleotides long. It is a transcript of the gene AAR2, whose product is annotated as AAR2 splicing factor. Gene Ontology annotation, biological process: spliceosomal tri-snRNP complex assembly. The record is from RefSeq and is a predicted model, not a curated record. Bases 1170 to 2324 code for a protein of 384 amino acids. The transcript has 4 exons. NCBI's taxonomy places the organism in Eukaryota, Metazoa, Chordata, Lepidosauria, Squamata, Cordylidae.
AUGGAGUGGCGGCGUCUUGUUCCCCCGGGUGGGCUCCGUGUGGUUCCUGUUUCUUGCGGGUUGCGAGUCGCCCCUGCGGGUGGAAGGAAGAGCCGUGUCGUGUUUGACAGCUCCUGCCCAUCGAACCCCGAUCGAUGGCGCUCUCCUGCUGCUCAGGGAGCCCUUAUGCUUCCCCGGCUAGAUGCGGGCUGGCUGAACCACCUUCAUGGCGGUUAUUUCUCCGCUACCUUCUUUCUUGCUUCUUUCCGCAGAAAAUUCUCGCUAGCUCCAAGUCCAGUUGUGGUUUUGCCCCCCCGCGCGGCUCUUCAGCCCUGUAAUAAAUAUAAGAAGAGUGCAAGUCUGCUCAGUUGUUUAAAUUAACUUCAGGACUUGCAGUUUGUUUCCUGGCUGAGGUUUCUGUGGCUUCUUUCUACUGCACAUGAAGGGAAUUCAACAGUGGGAGUUGCUUAUGUGAGGCUACCUUAGACUGAGUCAGACCAACAGUCCAUCUAGCCCAAUAUUAUCUAAACUGGCAGGCAAUACUCUCCAGAGUGUCAGGCAGAGGGUUUUUCCUAUUAUCUCUUACCUGAUCCUUUAAAUAGAGAUUGAACCUGGGAUUUUCAUGCAAUGUGUGUAUUAUUGCAGCACAGACCUAUUUCAGCUGUUCAGUUUCAGCUGCUUGCAGCUGUUAAACUUCUGUGACACGUUCCACUUUAAAAAUAUGUGAUGCUUCUCUCAGGAAGGAGGCUGGCAGUCUUUUAUAAAUAGCUAUGUAUUUUGUAUGUAAUAAGGUGUGAAAUGGGUGAGUUUCGGUUAGUAAUGAUGGACCCAUGCAGCUCCCUGUAUAUGCUUUUACAAAUUUCUGGUGGGAUGUUGCCAAGUGCAGAUGUUGGGUAAGGUGUCUGAAUCCAUUCUGAUUUCUAGGUAGAUUUCCAAGUAGUUUCCUGAUCAUGUGGUUGAAAUGAAGUACCUUGAAUUAUAUUAGAAGCUUUUAUUUUUCCCUCUGUGCUUUCUCUCCCAUGUUGUCCUUCUGCCAAUUUUUACAUUCUGUACAGGUCCAGUAUAUUGGUGGCACUAUAUAAAUGUUUAGCAGUAGUACAAGGACUACACUAUAGGUCCUCUUUAUCUCCUCCUUGACAAAUUCCUUGGAGAAGUCUGGAAGAUUUACAGUUGCCAAGGGAGUAUCAUUGAUGGCAGAAAUGGAGAUUGAUCAAGACCUAGCCAAACGACUCUUUUUUGAGGGCGCCACAGUUAUAAUUUUGAAUGUCCCAGAAGGAACAGAGUUUGGCAUUGACUACAACACUUGGCAGGUAGGGCCCAGGUUCCGAGGAGUUAAGAUGAUUCCUCCAGGGAUUCAUUUCCUUCACUACAGUUCAGUUGAUAAGAACAAUAGCAAAGAAAGUGGUCCUCGUACUGGCUUUUUCUUGAGCUUACAGCAGCGAGAUUUACGAGUGUUGCAUUGGGACAGAGCCAAAGAAGAGGUGGACCUCACCCCUGCAUCUGAAGAUGAGAUUGAAGCCAUGCGGGCCAACCUGCAGGAAAUGGACAAAUUUCUGGGCCCUUACCCCUAUGGCACUCUUAAAAAAUGGAUCUCUCUCACUAACUUCAUUAAUGAAUUGCUGAUGCAAAAGUUGCAACCAGAAAGUGGACAGAUAUGUGCCUUUUCGGAGGUGCUGCCUGUUUUGCCUGGGAGGUACACGAAAGAUCGAGUUGAACAGAAUUUGCCUCGCUAUGACACAGAGUGCAAAAGCUAUGCAGAAGGUCUGGCCCGGCUACCCAAAAUGCAGCUGAAAGCUGGCACUGAGAUCAGGUUCACAGAAAUACCGAAGCAAAUGUACCCUGAAGGUGCUACACCCGAGGAAGUUACCAGGCACAGUAUGGACCUCAGCUAUGCCCUGGAGACUGUGAUCAAUAAGCAGUAUGCCAGCAAUCCCCAGGAUGUGCUUGGGGAGUUGCAGUUUGCCUUCAUCUGCUUCCUUAUUGGUAAUGUGUACGAUGCCUUUGAGCACUGGAAAAAAUUCCUGAAUCUCUUAUGCCGGUCAGAAGAUGCCAUAGUGAAGCAUCAAGCCCUGUUCAGCAACCUCAUUUCUGUCCUGUACCAUCAGCUCAGUGAAAUCCCUUCUGAUUUCUUUGUGGACAUAGUCUCCCAGGACAACUUUUUAACCAACACUUUGCAGGUGUUCUUUUCCUACACCUGCAGCCCAACUGUCGACAGGAUCCUGAGAAAAAAGGCAGAACGAUUUAAAGCCCACCUAACAAAGAAGUUCAAGUGGGACUUUGAGGCUGAGCCAGAGGACUGUGCACCAGUAGUAGUUGAGAUACCAGAAGGGGCGCUUAUGGGCUGAAUGAGGAUCUCCCUCUUCCUGUUUUAUUUUUAAGCUGCCUCUUGUAUUCUUGAGCCUUCCUUAAUUCUGCAUUCAACCAUGCAACACAUACUUCUUGUUCUACAUCACUGUUCAUUGUCAUUCAUGGAUGUAGAUCUGGGAAAUCGAGGAGGAUUACAGACUUCCCGCCCACUGGAAAAUCUGGAAAAUGUAAAUUAGAUUACACCUAGAUUGUAGAUCAGGUUACAUGAGCCAUGUUGUCUCUCCCCCCCCCCCCCCCCAAGGCUAGUUCUGGCUUAGCCCUUUUGUGGCUCUCUUCAUAGACAUGUGUUCUCUUGCUGAGGAAACCUCAUUUUGAGACGACAGUACUUCAGUUUUAACAUGCUCAUUCUCCUGUCCCAUGCUUUAUAAUUGUGGCAGCAGUAAGUUGAGUGGUCUUGUACUCAGAAGGCUGUAUAUUGCCUUCUGGCACAUACCUGAGCUGAACAAGGCUGAGUAAAGCUGUCUCGGGAGUGCUGCAGAUGGAUUUCGCCCACACAACUCGGUGUGUCAUUCCUUGUAAUUGUUCAAGGUUUUGCUGCUGUUGUGAACUUUUUCAAUGUCAAAUUCAACAUGCCGGAACUCUUCCUCAUUUUUACACCCCUAUUCCCUCCUCUCUCCCACCUAGCAAAGGAUUUCCCUACAUUGUGUCAGAGCAGGAGAGAUACCCAAGGGGAGCAAAUUUCAAGUGAAUGAGGAAUUCAGGAUUUAAUCAAUGAGUGUGUCCUGUCGAAGCCGUUGCUAAAAGCUGCAUUGAAUUUCUCAUUUCUUUUUACUUCUGUCCUCUCUCAGGACAGGCAAGGACUUCCUGUUGUUACUUCAGAGCAAUGAAAAUACUAUAAAACAGCCUGCAGCAAGCAUAUAGCCUGUUAUCUUUUAAUGCUUUCUUGGGGGUCCAGGAUGCUGCUGAAUUUUUCAAACAAGGAUCCCUACUGUGUAGGGAUUUAGCUGUUCAUCUUGCUCAUUCCUUUCCAGGCUAUUGGGCUCCUUCAAGAGUUAGUAUGUGUAUCUAACAAGAUAACCUGCUUGUUAGUCUUCACCACACAAUACAUCUUCCUGCAUUCGCUUUUCCUACAAAAUGUCCCUACAGUCUUUUAUAUGUGAAAUAUUUUAACAAAGGUGUGUGCUGGGUUUUGAUGAUCCUGCAGUGAUGGGGAUGGAACACAGUUUGUUAGGCUUGCCACCUUAAAGGAAAGAGUGUCAUACUUAAAUGGCAACUGGUGUUUAAAUUAUAAAAAUCAGUACAAGUUAUCAUUCAUUAUCUGCAGGAGCCCAAGAGUUCCUGUUCCUUUAUAUAAGCAUAGAAAUCAGAUCAUUAGAUGAAAUCUGAUCUAACAAUCCAGGAUGACCCAUCUCUGCAAUGUGCACAUUGUAUGUAUGAUUGUACUAUUAAAUAGGUGCAUGGCAGGACUCUGAGAUGGCUCGUUCCUGAACUGGGAUUUGUGGAACAUCAGUGCCCGAGGAUAGAAACAUACUCUUGGACAAUUUUAAUGCCUUAUAUAAUUUUUUAUUAUAUAAAAUUAUGUAUUAUUAUAUGAAUAUGAUAUUAUAUAAUUUUGUGUGGCAGCCACAUUUGUAAUACAGUGGCCAACAUGUUGCACAAUGCAAUACUGUGUUUCCAACCUGCCGGCUGAAGGCUAACUCUGCUGUGUUGUGCAAGAGUGCAAGUUAUUAAAACAGCCCACAGGCACUUGUGUCAUGCUUCUUCCAUGUUUCCAGUGGAAGUAGGACUGUGCAACUGCCUGCCUGCUGUUCUGCAGUACCACUAGGACGGGCUUUCACACGCACAGCUGCCCCAGUGGGUCAGAAAUGCUGGGGUUGCAUUGUGUGACAUGGUAGCUGGUAGGGACUGGUGCACAGGUGGCUCAGGCAGCCGCCGGCAGGGUGGGGAGCAGUUCCUUUAAAAAGCCGGAGCUCCUUACCUCCUUCUCCACCGCCCUGCCACUUUUCUGGCGGUGAUGCCUGCUCUCCAAAAGGCUGCGUGUGGCGUGCGCACCGGCCAUGUGCAUGCCAAGGCUGCAGGGAACAGUGCCGAAGCUGCACACGACCUUUGGAGAGCAGACGCCACCGCCAGAAAAGCAGCGGGGUGGUGGAUGAGCAAGUGAGGCACUCCUUACCUGCUUUUUCAGGGAACUGCUCCCUGCCCUGCUGGACUGGCUCAAACACUGGCUCCUGAGCCAGUUCGGCGCUUCCCAGAGGGGGUAUUGAACCAGCUCGUGCACAUCCCUAUGGGGCGGUAUAUAGUCUUGGUGACUCAUCUCAAAAAGCAUAUUGUAGAAUUGAAAAGGUGCAAAGGGCAGUCAAAAGGACCAGUGGAUUGAAGUACCUUGAGAGGGGGCAUGAUAGAGGUUUAUGAAAAUGCAUGCUGAGGGGAAGGUGGAUAGAGAGAGAUUUUUCUCACUCAAACUAAAACACAGGAUCACUCAGUUCAUGAAGAUUUAAACUGAUGGAAUGAAAGGUUGAGUCAGAUAGCUAAAUAGAGCCUCCAGGUUCAGAGGCUGUGUGCUCACUGAAUGAAUGGAGGACAAAUUCAAGAGGGUUGUUUCCCUUCAUGUCCUGCUUAUAGGUUUCCCAGAAACCCAUACAGUGAAAAACAAAGAUCUGGUGUGAUCCAACAGGAUUCUUCAAAAGUUUAUAGUCCUCUCUUUACAUGUUACUCAGGAGAUGGAUCAUCCCUCUCAGGCCAGUGUCACCAAAAUAAGGUGAUGUAGUGAGUGGCAUGAAGUAGCAGUAUUUCUGCCUACCUUCAGCUUGACACCAAUGGCUGCGUAAGUCCAGCUUCCUCGCCCUCACAGCCAGCAAUCAACCACUGAGAAACAGAGGCUGUAGCCUAGCCCUUUUUAACUUCCUCCUGCUAGUAAGUAGGUGAAAUGAGGAAACCUGAAACUGGUGUGGAAAAGUGGGAGAGGAGAUGGUCCCCAGCAGUUUUGUAAAACUGCCUUACCAAAUGGUGAUGACACUGUCCUGUCCAAAAUGUUUUAUCUAUGAACUUUCCUAAGAACACGGCUGCAACUUCAUUACUUGUUUCCUGCCCUCCUGCUGAGGAACAUACAUGGAUUGAUCCUAUUUUUUUCUGUCCUGCUAAAGAAUAGAUGAGUUGAUCCUAUUUUCACUGAAGAACCACCCUGUAAGACUGGUUAGGCAUAUUAAAUAAUCUUUAUACUGAAGCAGACCAUUGGUCCAGCAAACGCAGUAUUGUGUGCUCCAGUUGGCAGUGACUCAGUAAGGGUCUUUCCUGUGAUCUUCUACCUAAGAUUCUCUUUGGUGGAAAUACUAGGCAUUGAUUAUUCUACAACUUUCUGCUCUAUCACUGAGCAUCUGUUCCUUCCCCAAAUACACUGAAGUUGUAUCCUGCCCAAGGCUGUCUAGCAAGCUGCAGGGAUUUGAAUUCAAUCUGGAUUGUUAUCAAGGUGAAUAUCACACCAGCUAAAUGGAUAUUGCUAAGUUUUAUCUCCAUGUUUCUUCCUCACAUAGGUUUGUCUCUUAAUCCUGACUAUCCAUUGUGUUCAGGAAAACCUCUGCUUAAUAGCCAGACAAAUCUCACCAUAGCAUUUUUCUAACUCUAUGGGAGAGGAGUGUAGAACCAGUUUUUACUGUGAUGUGUCCAGGGAGUCAAACUAAGCCAAAACCCCAAAUCUGGUUCAGAGGGUUCCCUCCGCUCCCCACCCCUAGUGACACAAGUGAACCCAAACCUAAAAUCUUUUGAUUGUAUUGAACCAAACAUAAAGUGGUCACUGGCUCAAAAUACUGUAUUUACCUGAAUCAGAGUAGUUUUUUUCCAAGUUUUUAUUUUAGAAAUCGGGAGGUCAUCUUAAAUUCAAAGUCCUGUUCCUUUUGAGUAAAUGCAGGUAUAACAUGUAUUUAAUCUCUACUUUUAAAGGAGGUCAUCUUAAAUUCAGAGUCUUUGAUUUGGGUAAAUGCAGGUAAGUGCAUGAGUAACUAAUUGCUCAGCUUUCAGCUGUAUGAUUAAUGUUUUUUUUUUAGUCCUGUUGUAUGUGUUAACUCUGUUAAAUUCACAAUAAACAGUUUUUAAAAACA